Molecule: messenger RNA, 4658 nt
Organism: Xenopus laevis (African clawed frog)
Lineage: Eukaryota; Metazoa; Chordata; Amphibia; Anura; Pipidae
Gene: mfsd6.L
Product: major facilitator superfamily domain containing 6 L homeolog
Exons: 7
Coding region: 492-2837 (781 amino acids)
Source: RefSeq, a predicted model, not a curated record
GCUGUGUAUAGCUGCCCAUCUGUUGGCAUGCGUGUCCUGUAGCAGCAGGCAGCUGCAAUCGUUUGCAGACGACUAGAUGAGUGCACAAAGUCAAGCGACAACUCUCAGCAGCAGGGGGAGACGAUAUCAUAUCAUUCAUUCAACAACAGCUGGAAGGCGCGCACUUCUCCUACAUAUGCCCCAAUGUUAUUAGUAGUAAUUAUAAUGUUUACUCCAUAUUUAAUUGUUCAACUCUAAUAUGGGAAGCUGUUGUAGUGAAGCGGCAGAAGUAAUGGAUGCUGUUAAUAGUGCAGGACUACCUGUUGAUGCAUCACCACUGCUGACACUUCCGCAAACGUAAAUUGGCCUGAUUCAGCCAAUAAGCGCAGCUGGUCACUCAGACCCGAUUCAUGCCUGCUGCUGCUGCCAUUUAUACAAAGCUGCUGCCAACAACAAGGUUUGUUUCACAUUCCAAUUUCGGAUCCUGUUGCUAUUAGCGGUCCUGUAGAACAAUGGCGACAGGAGAUAAAGUUGCAAUAUUAUCUGAAGAUGAGGAGGACCAAAAAAGGAAGUAUGUACUUGCUGAUCCUUUUAACGGCAUCUCAAAUGACCAUGACCAUAACCAUGCUGGAUCCACUGAACCCCCGCAAGCUGCUGAGACAAUGUCUACUGCUGAACAGGACAUGGACUGGCUAGAAAGACACUGUAUCAAAAUUAACAAUGAUCUUCUUAUUUCUAAAGUCUUCUACUUCUUUUUUUACGCUGCAUAUGGAUCCCUCUAUCCGCUGUUACCUGUUUACUACAAACAACUGGGUAUGAAUCCUACUCAGAGUGGGCUACUUGUAGGAAUUCGGUAUUUUAUUGAGUUCUGCAGUGCCCCUUUCUGGGGAGUAAUUGCAGAUCGCUUUAAGAAAGGCAAGAUGGUCCUCCUGUUUUCAGUUCUUUGUUGGGUUUUAUUUAAUUUGGGAAUUGGAUUUGUGAAACCAGCAGCACUGACUUGUGUGAGCAGUAAUCUCGAGCCUGUAAAUCCUACCAACUCCAGCUCACUGCCCAUUUCUGCAAUCACUGGAAUUAUUUCAAACUCCACACAAAACAAGAGGAAAAGGGAAAUAUUGGAAUACUCUGGUUUUGAUGGAAAUUACCUUCUUCUAUACCGUAGCGCUCGAGAUAUCAAUAAUGACAGUGCUAUUAAUUUUACAACACAGAGUACAACCUCUACCAUUUUAAUUACCACAACUACUUCAGUUGCAUUGCCUGAAACUAAGUCUCCCACUGCUGAUCAGUUUUCUUUAGAGUAUAACAAAGAAGAUGUAGAAACCAUUUUCCUGUUACUCUUGCUAGUGGUUAUUAUAGGAGAGUUUUUCAGUGCCCCGGCUGUCACUAUAGUGGAUACAGUGACACUACAAUAUUUGGGCAAACAUAGAGAUCGGUAUGGACUGCAGAGAAUGUGGGGGUCCCUUGGAUGGGGCUUGGCUAUGUUGUCUGUUGGUAUAGGCAUUGAUAACACCCAUAUUGAUGUGAUCAUCGAUGGCAUUGGUUGUUUGGAUCCAGAUUAUAAAAAUUACCGCAUUGCAUUUAUUGUAUUUGGUGUCCUGAUGACAGUGGCUCUAAUUGUUUCUACACAAUUCCACUUUUACUACCAUCACUUAAAACAAGAAGACGACAGAAGAGAAGACUUGGAGAGCUCAACAAUAGAACCAUGUUCUCUGACUGAAUCUUCAGUAAAUCAGAAUGAAAGUCAGCAGAGGGAAACAAAUCAAAGAUUCAGAUUUCGGGACUUGAUCAAAAUUUUUUGCACAGUGCAGUAUGGCUCCGUUCUUUUUGUGGCUUGGUUUAUGGGUUUUGGUUAUGGAUAUGUUUUCACAUUUCUUUUUUGGCACCUACAAGACCUUAAUGGGACCACAACAUUGUUUGGAAUCUGCUCCGUCUUGAGUCACGUAUCUGAACUUACUGCUUAUUUCUUCAGCCACAAGUUGAUUGAAAUAGUUGGUCAUAUAAGGGUACUUUACAUUGGGCUUGCUUGUAAUACAGCUCGUUACCUGUAUAUCUCAUACAUUGAAAAUGCCUGGACCAUUUUACCUAUGGAGGUGCUACAAGGCGUGACUCAUGCAGCAAUAUGGGCAGCUUGCAUUUCAUAUCUAAGUGCUGCUGUCCCGUCUGAACUUCGAACCUCUGCACAAGGAAUCCUCCAGGGCCUCCAUUUAGGACUUGGAAGGGGUUGUGGUGCCAUGAUAGGAGGUGUUAUGGUAAAUUUCUUCGGUGCUGCUGAAACGUUUCGAGGGAUAGGAAUGGCAUGUCUGGUUAUUCUUUUGCUCUUUGCUUUGAUACAAUGGCUAGUUGUAUCUCAAAAGCAAGAAGAUGCAUCCAUGCUGGCCGAAAGGAUUCCCGUUCCUUCCAGUCCAGUUCCAAUAGCAACUAUUGACCUGGUCCCACAGCAGAGUGAGGAUAUAAUGCCUGUUAUCCAACCCAAACUUCCUCCCAAGAAAACAAAGCACCAAGAGGAGCAAGAGGAUGUCAGUAGGCCUGCAUGGGGCAUAAGUUCCUCUCCUUGGGUUGUCCUUGUAUUUGUUUUCUAUCAAAUCAAAGAAAUGGUGGCACUUAGCAAAGACAAAAAGAUUCCUGAAAACCAGCAUCUACAGGAAGAUAACAUGAACCCUAAUUAUCGUCAAAUAAUACAAUCUCCAAAACUGGUCAGAAAUGAAGAGUCUGCUGUCCAGCCGUAUGCUACAGGUCCUGCUGAUAUUCAAGAACACGUUAAACCACCUUGCCCAGAAAGGAAUGAAAAUCCAACUGAAAUAGAUUCAAACCUUCCAUGCAGCAAUGCUCUAAUGUCUCCAACAGAAGAUACAGAGCAUUAAAAAAUAUAUAUAUAUAUAUAUAUAUAUAUAUAUAUAUAUAUAUAUAUAUAUAUAUAUUUUAUUAUAAUAUAUUGUGGGCCUUGCAGGAAAAGAUUAAAGUUAAUAUAAUGUCUCGACUGGUUACGAGAACCAUAUUUAAGUUAAUGUUUUGUGGAAAAUUAUUCCCGUUGUUGUUUAUUUGCUAAGCACCAAACAAUGAACUGAAUUUAAAUGUAGCAAUACCGGAUAAAGCAGUUGGGAAAGGACUUGUUCAUAUCUUUUUUUGUUUUAUCCUGGGUAUGUCCCGUUUUCACCUCCAUUUUUACCCAAACUACAGUUGUGAGAUUUACUGUAACUUAAUACAGUAGAACCCCAAUUUUACCUCCUCUGGAUUUUAAGCUUUCUCUGUUUUAUUUUUUUGGCAGUAGAGCUCUCGUCGACAGGUAACACUCGAGGGCUGAGCAAGUCACACUUGUAUCUUUUUGCCCAGGUGUUCUCUUUAAAGGAGAACUAACCCCCCCCCCCCGUUAAUCAAAUAUCCCCUUCCAUCCAUUGGCCCCUCUCACUGCGUUCUCCCUCCUUAGUAACUCAAUGGAAAAAUAUGUACCUUAACAUAAUUAUGCAGAGUAACGCAGCGGAGUUCUCCGGCACCCUUUUCUGUACCUUCUGGUUCCUCUCGGAAGUGAGCGCCAGCACAGAGCUUUUUCACGCAUGCGCAGUUGGGACCAUUCUGGUAUUCGUGCCUACUGCGCAUGCAUUGAAGGCUCCAAAGAUUGCAGAAGGAAAAGAAGAGUAUCCGAAGAUACAGAAGAUGGCGCCGAAGAGCUCCGCUGUGCUACUCUGCAUAAUUAUGCCAAGGUACUUGACAGGGAUACUUUUUCCACUUAGUUACUAAGGAGGGAGAAAGCAGUGAGGGGGACCAAUGGACGAAAGGGGAUGGGGAUUUUUGAUUAACGGGGGGUUUAGUUCUCCUUUAAUGAGCAUAUAUUCCUGUUUUGGGCACAGGAAUAUUACCUGCUAUUUAAAGGCAUUCUUCCAUUUAAUUUGCAAUAUGAAGCUUGAUAAAUGCAAAAAAACAAUCAGUGCUGUGUGUCUUUGUUAUGAAGGUAUACACGUAAAUGUCUGUUCUGUUUUAUUCCUGUUUUUAAAUGCAAUUUUUCUUUUUGUGAUUUUUCAUUUCUUAAUGCAUUAAAUAAGAACUAAAGCUUAACUAAAAAAGUAGGGCAGAAAUGGUGUACAUUAUGUUUUGGGCUUCUGUACCAGCCCAAGGCAACUACAACCCUUUAGCAGUUAAGAUCUGUGCCCAUGAAAAUGCCCUUGUAGCAACCCAUUUUUUUUCUGCUGAUUCACUGCACAUGCUCUGUCUUGCCAUUAGUUACCUGAGCUUAGGGGCCAAUUCUCAAUAUAUAGUUUAUAUGUUUAUAUGUUUGUAUGUAUAAAUGUCUCAAUAUGAGAAUGAUUAGAUUAUUAGUAUGUAGUAGCUCUGUGCAGUGUCAUGCCAAAAUCCAAGAUGAGGUGCUUAUGUGACAACUUUGAAGGCCUGGUUCAUUACUACUAUAGGGAACCUGAACCUUUAAGCUGAUAUGUUCAUUAUAUACAAUUUAGUAUUUCUAGCUCUAUUCAUUUUUAGUGUUUAGUUCUCCUUUAAAGUAGUUUUUUAAAACAGAUUCUUAAAAAAAAACUCCAAGACAAUAUAUUUUAUAUUGUGUUUUUAAUAAAUAUUGUGCUAUUUCUAAAGUGCAAUGCACAAAAAACAUAGAAAAGCCCUUAAAAUCCAUAUUGAGAUAAAACUCAAACUUUGGGAAAAAUCAAAUAUUGUUGCAUAAAAAGAAGUCUACAUUC